This is a messenger RNA of Prosopis cineraria, 1152 nucleotides long. RefSeq lists its product as uncharacterized. Gene Ontology annotation, cellular component: plasma membrane. NCBI's taxonomy places the organism in Eukaryota, Viridiplantae, Streptophyta, Magnoliopsida, Fabales, Fabaceae. Bases 100 to 987 code for a protein of 295 amino acids. The record is from RefSeq and is a predicted model, not a curated record. Gene Ontology annotation, biological process: phospholipid homeostasis; regulation of membrane lipid distribution; membrane assembly. The transcript has 3 exons.
GAAAUAGCUUCGUGUUUAUCAGGCCGUAAAAACAAAACUUCGUUUUUAUAGCUGGUAACGUCAAUUCCAGAAUAAGCCUUCUCCGAGCUUAUCGGACGCAUGUUUUUCCAGUGCCUGGUUCUCCACAACAAAGAGCGACCGAACAGUGUUAUGGGCGGCAGGAGCACUAGCGGAGAUCGCAGCAAAAUUGGGGGUUUCUUCUUUGCAACUCUGCUGCUUUGGUUAGGCUCUGUUUGCUAUUGCAUACUUUUCAACAAUCGCAUAGACCUUCUCUUCAUCAUCGCCGGUUCUCUCUUCUACCAAGCGGCUAACUGGGUCGUACGAAUCUUCUUCUCUCGAGACCCGCUUUUCGUUAACACCUCCGUCUCUCUUCUCCAUUCCACCGCCACUUCAGCCUCAGUGGUUUUCAUAUUGUAUAGACAGUGGUCAACGAACGGGUCAAAGGGUAUGUUUGAGCACUCACGGUUGGUUGAAGGUACUUGGCCAUGGGCUUAUGAAGCGUUGUGUUUUUCAUGUGGUUACUUUGCAUAUGAUCAGUGGGAUAUGCUCCGUUACCACUUAUAUAGUGGUUGGAUCCCUUCCAUCCUGGUACAUCAUCUGGUUCUCCUCCUCUGCUUUAGCCUUGCCCUAUAUCGAAAUGUCACCAUCAACUACCUUAUUCUUACCCUUAUCUGCGAGCUGCAUUCAAUCUUUCUGCAUGUUAGAAAAGUGAGACGGAUGGCUGGUUUUCGGGAUGCGAAAAACAAAAUUGCUAAGGUAGAAUGGUUACUUAAUUGGGGAACCUUCUUUGUGGCAAGGCUUGCAUCUCACAUUCUGAUCACAGUCAAGCUCAUAAAGGAUGCUCACAGAUUUGGAAGGGGCGUGGAGCUGCCAUUGGCUCUGUUUGGCAUGGCUGGCAUGAAUUUGCUGAAUAUCGGACUUGGUAUUGAUCUUUUCAAUGCUUUCAAGAGGGAGAGAGAGUCACAGACGACUUAUCGUCGUGAAUGAGAGUGAAGCCGGAAAAAUAAUACUGUCUAAUUUGAUCAUUCGCCAUUUGUUUUGUUUGUGUUAGAAUAACCUCGCAAGAAAUCAUAGCAGACGAUGACAUAUUUGUCUCAGAGGGUUUCUUCUGCCUCCAGAUUAUCUCAAGUAGGGAUAUUUAACUUAUACUUA